UGCUGCGACCGUGUGUCAGCUUCAGACAUGGCUUCGAGAUUAGAAAUAAAUUUUAUCAGAUUACUGUCCCGCUGUGAAUCUAUAGCGUCGGAGAAACGUGGAGAGACUGAAUGGAGGCUGGAGAAGUAUGUUGGUGCCCUGGAGGAGAUGUUGGUGGCUCUGAGGAAGAGCCUGAGCAAACCCACAGCAGAAAUCCUGACUGAAUAUACAAGAAAAGUAGAUUUUCUGAAAGGACUUCUUGAGGCAGAGAAACUGUCUUCACCAACAGAAAAAGCUUUAGCCAAUCAGUUCCUCGCCCCCGGACGAACACCCACGAUAGCCAAUGAGAGGAUGCCUGCCUCUAAAACUGUCCACAUGCAGACGAAGGCCCGUUGUACAGGAGAGAUGAGAGACGAGCUGCUCGGCACGGGGUUGUCAGGCAAAGGCACGUCAGAAACAGACUUGCGAAACAGAAGAGGUCUUCCUCUGGAUGAGCGUCAGUCAGCUGCAGAGCUGGAGGCCGUCCUGCAGCACCACCACAACCUGCAGGAGAAACUUGCUGAUGACAUGCUCAACCUGGCCCGAAACUUGAAGAACAACACUCUGGCAGCGCAGAACAUCAUCAAACAGGACAACCAGACUCUGAGCCAAUCCAUGCGUCAGGCCGACAUGAACUUCGAGAAGCUGAAGACGGAGUCGGAGCGGCUGGAGCAGCACACCAAGAAGUCCGUCAACUGGCUGCUGUGGCUGAUGCUCAUCCUGGUCUCCUUCACCUUCAUCAGCAUGAUCCUCUUCAUCAGAAUCUUCCCCAGACUCCGAUGAUGACCGUGCACAUUCCCGAACUCUUUUAGUCCUUCAUCCUCCUGUGUUUACAAAGCAAUCUCUACAUAGGCCUCAUAGAUCUACACAGCUCGUCUGUACGCGUGAUACAGAUCCGUAGCGGUCAGAACCAAAACGACUCGGCUUGAUGAACCGAAACAUUUGCACUUUUGAAACAGAAAUGCUUCCUUUAAACAGGCCGGUGGAAGUUUAAAAUGUGGUUUGCAGCAUCAGUAUUCCUUUUUUAAGCAGGACAGAACAUGACUGGAGGUGAAGAGCUUCUUGUUGGAGGUUAGUUUGCGAGCAGCAACAUAGUCUUAAUACCCAGACAGCAGGGACUGAGCCUUAAUUAUUUUAAUCCCUCAUCAGGGAGGCUACGAGCCAUUCAUACGUGUCUUCUUUCUCAGUGGGACUUAAGUCAAAAAUCAGCUUGUAGAACUUUUUUUUCGCAGUGCAUACAUCUUGAAGAGUUCACGAACCGUCCACUGUAUACACCACGGUUUCAGCACUAUGUUGAGUUGAUCCAAGACCCCAAAAAACUGACUUAAAAACAGCUGUGAUGUGCUUAAACUUGGUGACACUUUAACUGCCCCUGUUAAGCAUUUAUAAGCACUAUAUAAGGCUGCAGUCACACUGCAGGGAUUAAUGCUUGACUCUGAUUAUUGCCCUAGAUCUGAUCUUCCUGCCAAGGCUGUUCUUUGAAGUGAUCCAUAUCUGACAUAAGUGUGAACAGGUCUCUGCCUUGAAACGCCUCACAUGCAAACAGUAAUGUCACACACAUGCACGUUGGAACAACAACAAACGUCACAUUUGGGGAAAAAACUGAAUGACAUAGUAGUGCAUGCUUCAUCUCCUGAAUAAAGCCCAUAGUAGGAAGGUCUGAUGAUGUCAUUCUGCAUGAUAAUUAGCCAUGUAAGUGCUUCUGUUUGGGAGAGUGUGUGGCGUGUUUUUGGAGUAGGGUUUCAUGGAAGAACAGUUCCUCCAAAACUUUAGGAUGUCCAGGGCUACAUUCCAGUAUCCAUGUCAGCACCUCGUGACACCACUGUCAUGGCAUGUAGGUAAACUGUCCCCGUCAGAGAGCAUCUAGCUGUGGAGUUCUCUCGACUGGUGACUGGGGCAGCCUUAAGCAGUAGCGGUAUAGCCACAGCAGCCCUGUGUAGUUUCAACAGACCACUCCGACACUGUAUUGUGAGUGAUCUGCACCUGCACAGUGAUGUAUGUUAUUGAAAAACCACAGCUGUAUGGAAAAAAUGAUCGUUCUGACAUUGGUCGCAUGGCCAUUGGUUCAGAUAUGUAUCAGAUUUAGGACUACAUAUGAAAGUGGCCCUGAUCUGAUUGGGAAUAAAUUGGAUUUCUAUGUCCACACGGCUGAGAAAAAGUCAGAUCUGUGUCACAUAAGAGCAAAAAAAUAGAUUUGGGCCACAUUUGGUUGUAUUGUGAACGUAUCCUAAACAUUUAAUAAACGGUUCAUAGCACUAUAAUGUUGUAAGCACCUAUAUUGUCUAUAAUUCUUCAGCUAUGAAAACUCAUGUUCUUAAUUAUUAAAUCCGUCUGAGACCCUGCCUUUUUGGGUUUACUGGACCGUAUACUUAUUUCUGCUUAACUUAGACCUGUUGUCCUCGUUCGUGGACACUUAUUUGUUCACACUAAUCCAUGUAAAAACAAGAUGGCAGCCAUCUCUGCUAAGCUGUCAACAGCCGACCCUGCCACAAAAGUGGACAAGGUCCAAAACCUGAUCAGAUUUUAAUGGUUCAAACUUGUUUAAUUAUGAUUAAUAACUGUUGUAGUUUGAUAUGCUGUACAAUAGCAACAGUAACAAGGUGAGAAGCUGCUUAUAAAGCACUUGUUUGAGGACGUUGGGACUUAAUUGUUGUUUCGUUUGAGGAUUUUGGGACUAUAUUAUCAGGUCCUACUAAUCCAAGAUAGCUAGGAGGAAUUAAAAAUGCAUACCAAAUAAAUGUUCGGAUAUUUAUUAUCAGUCAUGAUCUGUUUAUAGAGCAGCCUCCACUCAUCAUCAGGAGGAGUUAUAUUUGUCGAACAAUACAUUAAUGAACACUUAAAUCCGUAACGAUGACAUUAUAGCGUCCUAUGAACCAGUUAUUAAAUGUUUGCAUAUAAAUGAUAAACAAGGGGUUAAAGUAAAGUGUUUCACUAAAUUGGAAUAUUAUAUCAAGUUUUAGAGGCAUUCACUGUGAAGAGGUUUAAAGUUUCGUUUUGUUUGUAUUUGUUAAAUGUUCUUUAGUUCUCCUCUCAUCUUAUGUCAAAUAAUCUCCUCAAUCCUGUUUGUUGUUUAUGAGUCUGUACGUGUUUGAUUCCAUAAAUGUCCAUCAGUUGAUAUUUGUAUGUUGGUGAUGACUGCUGAGGCCGAUGAUGUUGACAACGUAAGAUUUAGCUCUUGUUAAAAUGACUGUAAUGAAUCACACAUCAUUCACAGCGGCAAAUUACAACCACUUUCUGUCAUUGUGUUGGCAUAAUAAUCCUGAGUACUGUGUGUGUGUGUGUGUGUGUGUGUGUUGUGAGAGCUGUGUAUGACCUUUCCUCAUGAACUAAGAUACCAAAUUGCACCCUCUGUUGUUGGAAACAUCAGAUGCAAUGACAUCAUGCGGCCACAGUGUGUCAGUCACAUCCUUAAUAUAAGACCAGAUAAUGGCCUCCAUGACCCUGAUGGCCUGAUUAACCCUGCUACUCAUUUAGCAGUGAUCUGACAACUGAAGUAUGGCUAAAUAAAGGCAGUUGGCCACAGAAAAAGCACACAGAGACCAUAUGUGA
Molecule: messenger RNA, 3567 nt
Organism: Epinephelus lanceolatus (giant grouper)
Lineage: Eukaryota; Metazoa; Chordata; Actinopteri; Perciformes; Serranidae
Gene: use1
Product: unconventional SNARE in the ER 1 homolog (S. cerevisiae)
Biological process (GO): retrograde vesicle-mediated transport, Golgi to endoplasmic reticulum
Cellular component (GO): SNARE complex; endoplasmic reticulum
Molecular function (GO): SNAP receptor activity
Source: RefSeq, a predicted model, not a curated record